CGUUGCCACGCCCUUGUCCGCGUCCAAAGCCACCACGCUGCCCGGAGGAGGAACCAUCACCAUAGUUGCUGCCAAAAAAGUGCCCCCCACUGCCGAAGUUGCUGCCGGAUCCGCCCCCGCCAUUGCCGCUAUGCUGUACGCUGGUGUAGCCACUGCCGCCGUGCCUUGCCAGCAGCGCCGUGCUGCUGGUGCCGCCCAGGGGGGUCCGUUGCCGGUCAAGAAGGAGGAGGGCCGACCGGACCUGAAGAAAGCUCGGCAUGGGAUCCUGAAAUUGGAGGAACGAGAGAGCAGAGGCAGUAGAGACGGAGGAAAUAACCAGAUCAGAGACUUCAUCCGUGAUGGUGGAGAGAAUCCAAUCCUAGAGAAUGGCGUCAAGUUGAAACCAUUCACCAUCGUCGUCGGAGAUAGGGACGAUGGAGCCGUCAAGAUAGCCAUGGAGGUUGAACCGUCGUGCAAGAAGAAGGAACAGGCGGCUCCACUUUUUAUAGUUUGGUUGAGAAAAACUGAGUUGGAUAGGGACAUGUAAUUUGACGUUGGAGACAUAGAAUGCUAGGUGGGGAGGUUUUUGGGUGGUAGACUGAGAGGUGACCUCACUUUCGGCCAUGGUAAGAAGGAGGAGGUGGCCGGCCGAGAGAGAAAGAGAGGGAGGGCGGCGGCGCCGGUGGAUCGGCGGAGGAGGAAGGCCGAAAGUUGAGAUGGGAGAUUAGGGUUUUUGGUUAGGGCUCUGAUACCAUGAAGAAAGAUUAUUUUCAUUG
Messenger RNA from Cuscuta campestris, 755 nucleotides. The record is from the annotation of a GenBank genome assembly. NCBI's taxonomy places the organism in Eukaryota, Viridiplantae, Streptophyta, Magnoliopsida, Solanales, Convolvulaceae.